AUGCUAUCUCGUUGGUCGAUCCUAUGUCUGCUAGGAGCCACUAUCGCUGUCAAGGCUAAGCAGGAACCAAUUCACCUGGAGGAUGCAUACAAGGUCCUUUCUCAUCCUUCGCUGCCAGCGCAUACGCUCCGUUUGCGCCGCGUACCGGGCUAUGUGUGUGGCAACCGGACAUCUUGGUCAGGAUACCUGGAUGUGGAUCUCGACAAACUGGAAGAGAUCGAGGGUGGCUUGGGCUCGACCAAGGAGGGGUACAAUCACUCCGGCGUCGUCGAGCACUUCUACUUCUGGGGCUUCGAGUCGCGCCAUGAACCAGAAAAAAAUCCUCUAACGCUCUGGCUCACAGGGGGGCCAGGAUGCUCGUCAAUGACGGGUCUGCUUCAAGAGUUGGGCCCAUGUCUGGCGACCAAGGACUCGGGCCAUGGCAAGAUCUCGACCAAGGCAAACCCCUAUUCUUGGGUGCAGAAGUCCAACCUCAUCUUUUUAGACCAGCCUAUUGGCGUCGGAUUUUCGUACGCUUCGUGGAAAAAUGGCACGCGAACCAAGAAAAAGUCACCAGCGACGCGAGUAUUCUCGUCUCAGCAGAGUGCCCGUGACCUCAGUGCCUUUAUGCACUUGCUUGCUACGCACAACGACGGUCCGUUUGGUUCUUACAAAAACGACUCAUCUGUCCACCUUCGUGACUUCCACGUCGCUGGCGAGUCGUACGCUGGCCGUUACAUUCCUCUCAUGGUCGACCAGAUCUUGACGGACAAUGCACUCUACGAAAAGAAUCCUGAACAAGGUCUCAAACCACUGCCAGUGCAGUCAAUGCUGAUCGGCAAUGGUAUGACGUCGCCCAAGCAUUUGUACCAGGCCUACUAUGAUUAUGCAUGCACGAAAAAAUCGGGUCACAAGCCCUUCCUGGCCAAGUCCACUUGCCGCGAGAUGAAGAAGCAUCUGCCUACAUGUCUGGCCAAAGUCGACAAGUGCAAUAAAAAGUACAAUCGCCAAUUUUGUCGCGAGACCCAAUUUUUCUGUGAUGAAAAACUGAACGAUCCCUGGAUGGGAACGGACAAGUCCCCCUUUGACUACACACAUCCUGACUACUACCCUGAGGACGAAUAUAUCGAGUCGUUUCUCAAUGACAAGGUUACACGUCGAGUACUUGGCAUCGAUGAUUACGACUUUGGCGACAAGGACGAUGGAACGUUUGUGGGUUGCUCGGACCGUGUGUACUGGGACUAUUAUUCCACCGGAGAUGGCGUGCUUGACAGCACAUGGGCCGUGAAGCGUGCUCUGGAGGAAGGCGUCCGAGUGCUUGCCUACUCAGGUCGCCGUGAUUUUCAGUGCAACUGGCUGGGCAAUGCUGCGUGGAUCGAGGAGCUACAGUGGUCGGGUCACGACGGCUAUGCCAAGGCCAAAAUGCAUGACUGGUACGCCAAGAAGGGUGACAAAGAACGUGCAGGCCAGUUUCGUCACUAUGGUGGCCUGACCUUUGCGACGUUGGACCAUGCCGGUCAUCUUGUGCCCUUCGAUGACCGAGAGGCGUCGCUGGUCAUGUUUGACCGUUGGCUCAACCCCAUGACCGAAUCUGGUCGUCUCGAUUCAUCAUUUACAUAG
Molecule: messenger RNA, 1599 nt
Organism: Malassezia restricta
Lineage: Eukaryota; Fungi; Basidiomycota; Malasseziomycetes; Malasseziales; Malasseziaceae
Product: serine carboxypeptidase
Exons: 1
Coding region: 1-1599 (532 amino acids)
Biological process (GO): proteolysis
Cellular component (GO): fungal-type vacuole
Molecular function (GO): serine-type carboxypeptidase activity
Source: RefSeq, a predicted model, not a curated record